Molecule: messenger RNA, 1253 nt
Organism: Populus trichocarpa (black cottonwood)
Lineage: Eukaryota; Viridiplantae; Streptophyta; Magnoliopsida; Malpighiales; Salicaceae
Product: reticulon-like protein B1
Exons: 5
Coding region: 235-987 (250 amino acids)
Source: RefSeq, a predicted model, not a curated record
CAUUUACCUCUCUUCACCAGUCCCCUCCCAAACAACUAACUUCGGUUUCCAGAUCUGCCAACGGCCAAGAUCAAUCUAAGUAUUUCAGCGGCUCAGAUUAAAUCUAAAAAAGCCACUCCAUAAAGACACUCUCGUUCGUUUCCUAUUGUUACGAAAGGUAUUAAAAACGCUAACAAGCUUCAUUUCCUCCUUUCAAAACGGUAGCGUAUUAGGGUUUAGGUCAGGGUUUGAGAGAUGGCAGAGCAUGAUAAGGAGGAUUCAGUGAUCGAGUCUGUGAUGGAGAAGAUCCACGACCACGAUAAGUCUUCGGAUUCUGAUUCCGAUCACGGGAAACCGAAAUCGGAAUCCGAUUCCCUCAAAUCGAAGAUUUAUCGCAUUUUUGGCCGUGAAAAGCCCGUCCACAAGGUUUUAGGUGGUGGAAAACCUGCUGACAUUUUCCUAUGGAGGAACAAGAAGAUAUCAGCAGGAGUGCUUGGUGGUGCUACUGCUAUAUGGGUUUUGUUUGAACUGCUUGAAUGCCAUCUUCUCACUUUGGUUUGCUACUUCUUGAUCCUCGCUCUUGCGUUACUGUUCUUGUGGUCUAAUGCCUCAACCUUCAUCAACAAGUCCCCACCACACAUUCCAGAAGUUCGCAUUCCUGAGGAACCAGUUCUACAGAUAGCUGCUGCACUUAGGAUUGAGAUCAAUUGGGCUUUUUCUGUCCUUCGGGAUAUUGCAUCAGGAAGGGAUCUGAAGAAGUUCCUUACUGUUAUUGCAGGUCUAUGGGUCUUGUCUAUUGUGGGGAGCUGGUGCAACUUCUUGACCUUGUUCUAUAUUGCUUUUGUAUUGCUGUACACAGUACCUGUUUUCUAUGAGAAGUAUGAGGAUCAGGUGGAUGCAUUUGCGGAAAAGGCAAUGAUUGAGAUUAAGAAGCAAUAUGCAGUCUUCGAUGCUAAAGUUCUAAGUAAGAUUCCCAUGGGGCCAUUGAAGGGCAAGAAAAAGGAUUAGAAGGUUUUCCUGUGGCUGCUAGGUUCUGACGCAAAUUUGCUAGCUGGUGUUUGUUAAGUUGAACCUUGUCCAGUGUUCGUAGAAUCCUUCUUCCCCCCCUCCUCCCUUUAGAUCUCUGGGUUCAAAUGUUAAUGGAUGUGGGAUUCUUAAUAGUUGUUUUUACACACAUGGCAGCAUUUCCAUGGAUCUAUCAUCUGUGAGUGGUCUUGUGCCUAUGUUGUUAUAUUACAUAUUUAAUUAGAUGCUUGUACAUUGGGGUUUUGUUA